GACCAGUCCUUCUUGAUAGUUGGAGACAAACAAAUUUCUGACCCCUUGAAGGCAACUGACGGACGGUUAGACGAAGUCUACGGUCUGAAACUGUGGCCAUCUUGCAUGUUAGCCGAUAUUGCAGAAUAUUUGCCAAGCAGGGAUGGCAAAUCGCUACUCCGCCGGCUGAUUACAAGAAAGGCUCACUACAGCCUGAGGAGGUGAUCCGAGCAGCUCUCGAUGGUGUGACAUGCCCGGUCCUGCUGGGUGUGUCCCACUCCGGGGACAGUGUCCACCUGUCAAACUCACAGAGGACAGAAACUUUCCCCUCCGGGCUAUCACUGGAAUGUUGGAACAUCUGCAUCCAUGAUGAUCGCUACCUGUUGACGGACACCAUAAGAAAUGUUUCUCAGCUCCCUCCUGCACUGCCUACUGAGACUGGACCGUAAACAUGUUGCCACACACUGUGUCCAGUGGAGGGCGCUAACCGGAGCAGCGGCUGUCACUGCACUCAGACAGUUUUACUUUGCGGUGCAUCCAGACUUCUUUACUCACUAUCCCAGAGAACGGGAAGUGAAUGAAAAUUCAUUGAAGAGGUUGAAUGGCUACUUGGAGAACUUGCAGAAACCUGGAUCAGUGUCUGUUCAGCCAGUGAAGCUCACCUUCUAUGUCAGAGACACAAAGGGCAGCAGUGCUGUGCACCCAGAUGUCCUUUACUCUGGGUUCCGCCCAGUGACUUUCACACUGCAGACAAAUGAUGUUCUGAGCACCAUAACAAACAUCCUGAAGUCCUGCAGCCUUCCUGUGGAACACGUCCAAGCAAGUGAAGAAACGUGGAAAACUGGGCCGCGGGGUGGGGUGCCAUUCUUCCGGCCCAUCAGAUGGCAUAAGAGCUACUACGCCUUCACUGGCCUCAGAGACCCGGAGGAUGAGCUUCAGCAGAUAAAGACAGUCGAGCCCACGCUGAGCUUGUGGCUUCAGGGCAAUGAACCCAAAGCAACGAGCAAGUAUGCUGCUAGUCUUCCUCGCAGAGAAGAGCUGGAGAGACUGAAGAAGGAACUGUGCCUUGAGUUUUGCCUGGAAGAUAUCAGGUGGCAGCGUAGCUGGGGAGUUGCACACAGAUGCUCUCAGCUUCAGAGUCUGAAUCGACUGUCUCAGCAGAACCGUGACACGUUGAUCAAGCUGAAAGGACUCACUGUAGUCUUUGCUGAUCAGUCCGGGAUGAACACCUGUGGACAUGUCCUGCUGGGAACCAUGGAUGUUCAUUUUCAGUGGACUAAACUGUUGCAGCGGUUGCCCAGUUACUACAGCUUACUGCAGCAGACAGAGUGGCUGAAGGAACGAGUCAGCCUCAUCCUGGGUGGGGCUCUGGUCACCCAUGCUGAGACACUGGGGCCCGUGCAGCCUAUUGCAGAAUACUACAGCACCCUCAACACCUUCUACAAACAUCUGAUGUCCAAACGCAUCAUUGUGCAUCCAAGGAGUCUGGAGGGGCUCGCCAUGAUCUUAGACAGCGACCGCUCAAGCCCCUGUCUCCACCAGAGGGGACACUUCAUCAUCCCGACGGAGACUGAUCCUGUCAAGUUGCAGAGCUUCCUGCAGAGCCACGUGCCUGAAGCCAGGCAGCGCUGUCUGCUGACAAAAGAGCUGCAGGCGGAGGAGGAGGCCAUCCUGAACCUGUGUGUCCACAGUCUGUCCCUGAGGAGUCUGUCCAAGGAGCCUAGUGUAUCUUCCAGCCAGCUGGUCCUGUGCUGCAGGAGACUCCUGGACCAGCAUCCGUCCCUCCUCCAGGGUCUCCAUGUCCGCAUUGCGCACUUCUACUCUGUCCUGCAGGAUGGGGAUCUGUGUAUCCCGUGGGAUUGGAAGAGCUGAACCUCAGCAGGAGACAGAUUCUGGACUGUGUCACUUUACCACGUUUAGACUCACAGAAUUUAUUUUAGUGGCACGAGCAGGGAGGUCUGGAACCCUGAAAGCUGGACAGAACAGAAACCCGGACCUGGGUCAGCUUUGACUUUUACGAUCCCACCAUGGCGCUCACAUAUGCAGUACUUUGAUAAUUGUCAAAGCAGGACAGUCUCUGCCCAAGCUAACUCUGGUCCACAAGUAUUUGGACACCACAAGCACAUCUUGAUUGUGGGUGACUCCAGAGGUGGCAUUACAAAAAAUAGCACUAUCCAAAUACUUGUGGACCUGAGUCUAAACUUAAACAGCUGCACUGUGAUUUGAUUGGUUGUCAACGAGUCAGCUGAAACAUUAUUUGAGAGGAAGUCCUGUUUAGGCCCGGAGUCCCUUGUUGGCUGGUCCAGGACUUCGACAGGGAGCCUGAGGCACAUCCCUGGACUCAUUCAAGAACCUCUAAGCCUGUAUGUUAACUCAGGUUUGACAGGACAUUGGUUGUAUAAAAAACAUAUUUUAGAAAUAAAGUACAUUGAAAAUGUUU
Messenger RNA from Thalassophryne amazonica, 2419 nucleotides. RefSeq names its product T cell activation inhibitor, mitochondrial (gene tcaim). Gene Ontology annotation, cellular component: mitochondrion. The transcript is spliced from 12 exons. The coding region runs from base 382 to 1851 and encodes 489 amino acids. The record is from RefSeq and is a predicted model, not a curated record. NCBI's taxonomy places the organism in Eukaryota, Metazoa, Chordata, Actinopteri, Batrachoidiformes, Batrachoididae.